CAUAUGUGUCUGAGUAUCUCAAACCCACCCCUAUAAAACUCCCUUUUAAGUAUCUUCUUGUCUAUUAAUUUCUGUGUUUGUGUCAAAGACUGAUCUAUACAUUGCUUCCUGCUGUGUGCUCCAUUUAACAAAACCAUCGUUCUUACUUCAAACUGCCAGUCUCAGUUUGAAGCAAAUCAGGCCCUUGCAAACCACAGUGAGUGUUCUUCAUAUCAAAUCAUACUUCCUCUCUUCUGUACAGUCCUUUCUUGAGGACAGUCCUUUCUUGAGGACUGGAGAGCUAUGAGUAAAAGUUACUCACAAAUUUCUCACCAAAGUUGAUUCUAACUUUAGAAUCAAUUAUAAAAGCAUUUCCAAAUAUGCACUUAUAGCAUGGAAACUUCUCCUUUCUCAGAAUCAAUUCAUACACACCCCCAUAUAAUUUUUUACAUCAGAAACAAUUCUAGAAGGACUUCCAAACAUGCACUGAGUGACGAGUGAAAACGUGAUUAACUUUUAUGGUUUCACUUUGUCAUGACUGUGUGCAUCCCCUGAAGCUUAUUCAGGCUACAAAAUCUUGAAAUUUUACACCUUUCCCCCAUUUUUCUUGCUUCACUGGUUGUUCAUGGAGUACUUGAAGGAACUAGAAAGGAAAAGUGUCCAUGAUUAUUAUUAGCAGUUAAGUAUAUGUUUGGUUUUCAAUUCAUAUGCGUUACGAGACAACUUCAACGAAAAUCACGAAUUCUAAAGCAACAAACUUGAAGCAAACAUCUUACUUCCGUUGGCUUGAAUGUGUUUUCAAGCCGAUCUUUAGCUUAAAUCCAAACACACUGUUUAAGAUGGCUAAAAUGACAAGGCCUACAUGGGUUCCGGGACCGGUCAUAGUAGGUGCCGGUCCAUCCGGGCUAGCUGCAGCAGCAUGUCUUAAAGAAAAAGGCAUUCCAAGCCAAAUCCUUGAAAGAGCUAGUUGCUUAGCUUCAAUGUGGCAGCUCAAGACUUAUGACCGUUUGUGCCUUCAUCUUCCAAAGCAAUUCUGUGAGCUUCCUCUCAUGCCAUUUCCUAAAAACCUUCCCUCUUAUCCAUCCAAACAACAAUUCUUGGCUUACUUGAAGGCUUAUGCUGAUCAUUUUGAUAUAAAACCAGCUUUCAACAAGACAGUGGUCAGUGCCAAUUUUGACCAUAGAUGUGAAUGUUGGAGGGUGAAGACUCAAGGUGUUGAAAUGGAUGAGACAGAAGAAUAUGUUUGUCAGUGGCUGAUAGUUGCUACAGGAGAGAAUGCUGAGGAGGUUGUGCCACAAAUUGAAGGAAUUGAUGAGUUUGAAGGGCCUACUUUACACACUAGCACAUAUAAGAGUGGCAGUGUGUUUUGUGGGAAGAAAGUUCUGGUGGUUGGAUGUGGGAAUUCAGGCAUGGAGGUUUGUUUGGAUCUCUGCAACCAUAAUGCUCUCCCAUCCCUUGUGGUAAGAGAUACGGUGCAUAUCUUGCCUCAGAAUAUGUUUGGUAAAUCAACUUUUGGUUUAUCUUUGAGUUUACUCAAGUGCUUUCCCAUAUGUCUUGUGGAUAAAUUUUUACUUCUAAUGUCACAUCUAAUGCUGGGGAACACAGCACAAUUUGGACUUGAUCGUCCUAAAAUUGGCCCCCUGGAGCUCAAAGACUUGGAAGGCAAGACACCAGUUUUGGAUGUUGGGACACUUGCUCAUAUAAAAAGUGGAAAAAUUAAGGUUUGCCGGGGAAUUAAACUAGUAAGACAGCACGAAGUGGAGUUUGUUGAUGGAAAAAUAGAGAAUUUUGAUGUCAUCAUUCUUGCAACUGGUUACAAAAGCAAUGUACCCUCUUGGCUAAAGGGUACAGACAUGUUUUGUGAGGAAGAAGGAUUCCCAAAUGGAUGGAAAGGUGAAAAUGGAUUGUAUGCCGUGGGUUUCUCUAAACGUGGCCUGCUUGGUACAUCUAUUGAUGCUAAGAGGAUUGCACAAGAUAUUCAACAUUGCUGGAAAUUAAGCUGCUGAGACUACACAUGGUGGUAGCUAGGAUGAAUAAGUGAUCUAUUGUACUAAAUAACACAAUUCUAUAUAAAAAUCUUAUAUCAAUGCAUUCUCUCUCUCUGUUUUUUUUUAGAGAUUCUCUUAUCUCUAUGCAGACUCAAAAUAGUUUUGCAGGAAGGAUUUUAUCAUGUGAGAUAAUAGCUUCUCUACAAUUGUACAAAGUUGUUCCUCGAAAUAAUAAAAGAUAUCGA
Molecule: messenger RNA, 2212 nt
Organism: Lotus japonicus
Lineage: Eukaryota; Viridiplantae; Streptophyta; Magnoliopsida; Fabales; Fabaceae
Product: indole-3-pyruvate monooxygenase YUCCA2-like
Exons: 4
Coding region: 687-1985 (432 amino acids)
Biological process (GO): auxin biosynthetic process
Molecular function (GO): N,N-dimethylaniline monooxygenase activity; NADP binding; flavin adenine dinucleotide binding
Source: RefSeq, a predicted model, not a curated record